Rhizopus microsporus ATCC 52813 is the source of this 1933-nucleotide messenger RNA. RefSeq lists its product as uncharacterized. The coding region runs from base 467 to 1447 and encodes 326 amino acids. The transcript has 6 exons. NCBI's taxonomy places the organism in Eukaryota, Fungi, Mucoromycota, Mucoromycetes, Mucorales, Rhizopodaceae. The record is from RefSeq and is a predicted model, not a curated record.
GUGUCAGUAUAGAGGACAAAGAAAUUUAAAAGGGGAGGCUCUAGUUUAUCUGCUUUCAUUGUAUUUAUAUAUAUCCCUUUUAUAUUUUCUUAAGAUAAAAAGAAGUCUUUAAGGAGAUAUGUAUAUCUAACAAUUAAGCACUAAAACUAGUGAACGGAAAAUACACCAAAAUAAACGUAGUAAUGUGGAUGAGAAAAAAAAUUUCCCUCCUUCCUCUCAGUCUCAUACAGUGUGCCGGGAGUACUACAGGACGGAGAGCUCUGGCUAUAGUCGUUGAAAUAGAGUAAAUAUUUGAUCCAAUCACGUCACUGCAUGGGUAUUACAAAGUAUGCAGUAUAGAGCUGAGGUUGAGAUUUCAUUAUGACAAAUUGCAUAAAAGAGAGAAAAAAGAAAGGAAGAGGAUGCUUUGUUUUGAAUGGAUUACUGAUCUGUUUGUUUUGUCUAUGUUAGGAAUCAUAUUUGGAAUAUGACACAUAAUAGUAAUCAAGCUUAUCUUGAUUCAGGAGAUAUGUUGAAUCUGUAUGGCAUACAAAAUAAAGAUGAGUUAAACAUGUAUCUUCAUUUGAUCAAGACUGCCUCUCCUUUUGAGUACAUGGAUUGCCUCCUCAAGACCAACGAACCAAAUAUAUUGAGCACACUUGGUGAAAGUGAAGUAGUGGCUACUGUAUUAAAAAAUGCUAUGGUUGAAGCUGGAAGAACAAAUGAUUCCGAGCAGAUUAGAAUUGCUAUAAAGGCACUAGACACUGUUCCUUUUUCUUCGGAGAUAUUAAAGAACUUUGGAUUAAAAACUACCUUUAGCAAUUUUAUUAAAGGAAUAAAGGGCGAUAAAGAAGCAUGGCAACAUGCACAGAAGCUCAAGUUUAAAUGGAUGGGAUAUGAUCAGCCAUCUAAAGGUACUACCUCAUAUGAUAGCAUGUAUGCUGCCACCUCUACUGGUUCAAUUAAUGCGUCGAACGAUGAUUAUGAUAAAAUGGGCUUAUCAACAAAUAAGCCAAAGCUAAGACUCGCCAUUGAUAAGGAUCCUCCAAGAAAUACGGUCACUAAACCAAAAGCGUUACAAGACACCAAUUUUUUUUCAGGGUUAUUAAACAAUAGCCAGCCAAAAGGUUAUAGGAUACGUCCUGCUGUACCAAAGCAACCACCUGCUUGGAGUGUUUCUUCACAAGCAUCAAGUGGAUCUACUGCCUCUCUAAUGAAUAUAAAUAAUAACAUUAAUGCUAAUAAUAAGUCUAAACCAGUCACUGAUUAUAAGCAAUUGUCUAAUGGUACACAAACAAUGCAGCCAACAAACAAUGAUCGUGUUUCACAAAAUGCCGCCAUUACGUCUACGAAGCCAGCUAUAACCAAAGCAAAAAAGAGAGUUCAGUUCUCAAGUGACUUAUGUCAAGUCAGAGUGUAUCAUCCUGAUCCAGAUGAAUGGAGCGCCUUUGUAAGUAAACAUAAAUAAUCCAAUUACCUGUUUAUACCAAUUGAUGCCAUGAUAUAGGAUGCUUCAAUUGAUGAUAUAUUCGAAACCUUUCCUUGGCAUAUGCCUCCAAAGUUAACUUUUGAGACAGUCCCUGAGCCAGUGACAACACGUCAACGCAUUGAAACAGACGAAGUUGUAUACCAUAAAAAUCGAGAACGUAGAGUAUUAGCUGCAGUGUAUAUUAUGGAAAGUUAUAUUCCUCCUUCCCCAGCUGAACCUGAUGAAGUGCCAAACCCAAAUGACAAUGUUCCAAUCAUCCCCACAGAUAUGGAGGAUAUUUGUGAAUCAUCCAGCAAUCAACUGCAUGUAGAAAAACCAAAUAAUAUACCCCAACAACAGCAACAACAACAAUCAGUCUACCAACCAGUCAUUCAUCAGCAGUACCACCAACAGCCUUCACAAAAUCAAGUUUCUCAGCAACCGUAUCAGCAGUCAUAUCAGCAACCGUAUCAACAACCGUAUCAA